AUGUUAACGACCCCUUUAAAGAAAUGCAUUCGUUCAACUUCGAUUCGGGCCCUUACACAGCGCCCUAAAGUAGCUUUCGGACGCCCUUUUGUAUCCUCAAGCCGAGCUCUGCAGAAUGCAGGUGUACGCCAGCCGCCCCAUUCUGACAGUGUUCAUUUCCCUGGCGCCCUCAACUCAAAGUUCUCGAAUACUCUCAAAUUCCAGAAAUCGGAAGAUACACCAGCGAUACCAACGUACAGGCUGAUCGAUACCAAUGGGGCUCUGUUAGAUACCAGCAGAGAGCCGGACUUGAGUAAAGAAAAGGCUUUGAAGAUGUAUAGGGAUAUGGUUGCUACUAGUGUUAUGGAUUUACUUAUGUAUGAAUCCCAACGGCAAGGAAGAAUAAGCUUCUACAUGGUUUCUGCCGGCGAAGAAGGUAUAGCAGUCGGAUCCGCUGCUGCAUUAGCAGACAACGAUAUCAUUUUCUCCCAGUAUAGAGAGCAAGGUGUAAUGAUGUACAGGGGCUUUACACUAGACGAGUUUAUGAAUCAGUUAUUUUCGAAUAGAUUUGAUUAUGGGAAAGGAAGGAACAUGCCCGUGCAUUACAUGAGUGAGAGAUUAUACCUACACUCGAUUUCUUCUCCCCUUGCAACUCAAAUCCCACAUUCAGUAGGCGCAGCAUAUGCUCUAAAGCUCUCCGGCGAAAAUCGUAUAGCUGUUUGCUAUUUCGGUGAAGGUGCUGCCUCGGAGGGCGACUUUCAUGCAGCACUUAACAUUGCUGCAACGAGAUCCUGUCCAGUUGUUUUCAUUUGUAGAAACAACGGGUACGCUAUCAGUACGCCUACCUUGGAGCAAUACAAGGGAGAUGGCAUUGCAAGUAGAGGCGUAGGCUAUGGUAUUGAUACCAUCAGAGUUGACGGGAAUGAUAUCAUGGCAGUAAUGGAAGUGACGAAACAGGCGAGAAAUAUUGCCAUGACCAGCCAAAAACCAGUCUUGAUUGAGGCUAUGUCGUACCGCGUUUCACAUCACUCGACAAGUGAUGAUUCGUUUGCUUAUAGAGCGAAAGUGGAAGUCGAGGACUGGAAACGACGAGAUAAUCCAAUCACGAGGAUGCGAAAAUGGCUUGAACUUAGAUCCUGGUGGUCAGCUGAUGAAGAGACACAGCUUCGGACAAAUCUGCGCAAAGAAGUGCUACAAGCCUUUGCACGUGCCGAGAAAGAAAAGAAGCCAGCUAUCAAGAAUCUAUUUCUUGAUAUCUUUGAGAAACCGAGCGAGGACUUGAACGAACAGUUACAGCAGCUUAAGAGGAUCAUUGAGGAGUAUCCCGACGAGUAUGACGUAGAAAGCUACGAAGGCGGGAAGAACGGUUUAUAA
Molecule: messenger RNA, 1353 nt
Organism: Morchella importuna
Lineage: Eukaryota; Fungi; Ascomycota; Pezizomycetes; Pezizales; Morchellaceae
Exons: 10
Coding region: 1-1353 (450 amino acids)
Biological process (GO): branched-chain amino acid catabolic process
Molecular function (GO): oxidoreductase activity, acting on the aldehyde or oxo group of donors, disulfide as acceptor
Source: RefSeq, a predicted model, not a curated record